Nicrophorus vespilloides is the source of this 2532-nucleotide messenger RNA. RefSeq names its product RNA polymerase-associated protein Rtf1. Gene Ontology annotation, cellular component: Cdc73/Paf1 complex. The transcript has 5 exons. Bases 184 to 2214 code for a protein of 676 amino acids. NCBI's taxonomy places the organism in Eukaryota, Metazoa, Arthropoda, Insecta, Coleoptera, Silphidae. Gene Ontology annotation, molecular function: DNA binding; RNA polymerase II C-terminal domain phosphoserine binding. The record is from RefSeq and is a predicted model, not a curated record.
GCGCAUGAAGUCAGCCGCCGUUUAUUGACACUUGUUUUGGUGUCGGGGGCGCAGCAGCAGCAGCAAUUUUCAGUUUCGCAACGCGACCGUUUGUAUUUGAGGUGGAUGUUUUGCUGCUGACUGAGGUGCGUUGCAUUCCCGGGUUCUUGAAAAGUAGGUGAUCCUUUGGGCUGUUAUUUCGCAAUGGGGAAACGCAAGAACCAAGCAUUGAUCGACUCGGACUCGAGCAACGACUCAACUAGCGAUCUGGACAGUGAAUUCUUGAAUCUGGCCAAGAAGAAGAGCAAACGGAAGAGAUCACCGAGGGAGAAUAUGAGCUCUGGAUCUGAUUCGGAUUCGGAGAGCGAAGAGGAACCUACCCACACCAAACCGAAGAAACCCAAAAAGCGAAGCUCUGUAUCUUCUGAAUCAGAGAAGGAGGAAGAGGAGGUGGAGGAAGAAGAUGAAGAACCUAAAGUCGAAGAGAAAUCCCAUAAUUCCGAGCCAGAAGAAGGAGAAGUAUCCGAUUCGUCGGAUUCUUCUGAGGAAGAGGAGUUCAAUGACGGAUACGAUGAUCAGCUCAUGGGAGACGAAGAGGAUAGGGCCAGGCUGGCAAGUCUCACGGAGAAGGAGAGAGAGACUGAAAUUUAUAAACGUAUCGAGCAAAGGGAAUUGAUGAAACACAGGUUUGAAAUUGAAAAGAAACUGAGGCAAGCCAAAAAGGCGGAACGAGCAAAGGAGAAGCCCAAAGAGAAGUUACCCAAGGAUAAGGACAAGGAAAAGGAUAACACGAAGAAUUUACAGAAUGAUUUUAGCUCAAUAGACCAUAAAGAAAGGAGUAAAGAACGCAAAAAGAACAUCGAAGAGAACCGCGGGAAAGUUGAUAAGAGGGUGAAUGCUAUGGCAGAAUUGAAAGCACGUCGCGAAGGUAAACAGCGACGAGAAGAAUUGGAAAGCGCCAGAAGGGAGGAGCAAAGAAAGAAGGACGAGGAAGAUGCUAGUCUAUCUUCAAAGAAAAAUGAUAUUAAAUUAAAAGCUUCUGACAUCUACUCCGAUGAUAGUGAUAGUGAUAAUAAAGGAUCUGCCGAAGAAUCCAGGGCACCAUCCCAACGGUCACGUUCCUCAAGGUCUUCUAGCUCGAGCUCCAGUGAUAACGAACAACCUUCAGACGAAGAACGUACUAAAACCAAAUAUAUUCCUACGAAAGCGGACUUGAACUUGAUUCGUCUCUCUAGACAUAAAUUGGAAAAAUUCGUACAUUUACCGUUCUUCGAUCGUAUUGUUAAAGGUUGCUUCAUUCGUAUCGGUAUCGGUCAACACAAAGAUAUACCAGUCUACAGGGCAGCUGAAAUAACUGGAGUACACGAGACGGCAAAAAUUUACAACUUGGGAAAUACGAGAACAAACAAGGGCUGCAAGGUCAGACACGGCAAAGGUGAGAGAGUGUUCAGGCUGGAGUUCGUUUCAAAUCAGGAGUUUACUGAGGGCGAGUACCAGAAGUGGGUGGAAGCCUCUGCUCAGGCAGCCACACCUUUGCCCACUAAAGAAGAGAUAACAAAAAAGCAGGCAGAUAUCAAAGAAGCUUUAAAUUAUGAAUAUAACGAAAAAGAUGUGGACAGAAUCCUGAAAGAAAAGGAUCGUUUCAAGCAGAAAACUUACAAUUACGCAAUGAAGAAGACACAGUUAAUGAAGGAGAGGGAUUCCGCCCUAAGCAGAGGAGACGAAGAAAAGGCACGCGAGUACAAUGAGAAGAUUGCAGAACUCGAGGAACGUGCAUCAGAACUGGACAAAAUGCGAACCUCGACGAUAUCGAGCAUUUCGUACAUAAAUGAUCGAAAUAGAAAACGAAAUGUGGAGGAAGCAGAAAAGGCUAUUAUGGAAGAAGUGCGUGCCAACAAGGGUAAAAAGAUUGAUGAUCCGUUCACGAGGCGUUCAACAAAACCGCGGAUGAACUUCAAGGCUGCCCCAGAGGAAGCCCAUGAGACAGCUACGGUAGUGAUCGCGGAACCAGAGGAAAAGGAGUCAGAAAAGGAGAAACCGAAAGCCACUCCAGCCCAGGUGACCCAGGAUGACCUGUUCUCCGCCCACGACUUUGACAUCAAGAUCGAUCUCGAGUUGCCGCUCCCAUCGGCUCAGUCCGUCAGCGUUACCGUGAAAAACUCUACAACGAACAGCUUGGGACCAAGGCGGAGCCUGAAUUUGCAGGAUUACAAAAAGAAGAGAGGACUCAUCUAGUAUACACUGAAAAUGGGGAAUGAUACUUACCGUAUCAUUUUCAAGUUCAAGAAGUGAACAACUAUAUAUAUACAACAUAAUUCUCCGUUUUUUUUUUAGUAUGAUAAUGAAGUAUUCAUUUUUGUUUUUUUUAAGCUAGGGAUUAAGUUUCAAACGUGACUUAUUAUUAUUUUUAAUUACUAUUUUUGAUGACGAGACCACACAUACACACGUUCAUUUUUAUUAAAUCUUUUAAUAAAUCAAGAUAGUUUACUCAUGUUAAGCGAGGACACAUUCGAUCCUCCGGAAAAGAAAAUAUAUUUUAAUAUUUUAAGAAAA